This is a messenger RNA of Pseudoliparis swirei, 557 nucleotides long. Its product is annotated as gamma-aminobutyric acid receptor-associated protein-like 2. The transcript has 4 exons. Gene Ontology annotation, cellular component: cytosol; autophagosome; autophagosome membrane. Gene Ontology annotation, molecular function: ubiquitin protein ligase binding. NCBI's taxonomy places the organism in Eukaryota, Metazoa, Chordata, Actinopteri, Perciformes, Liparidae. Gene Ontology annotation, biological process: cellular response to nitrogen starvation; macroautophagy; autophagy of mitochondrion. The coding region runs from base 137 to 514 and encodes 125 amino acids. The record is from RefSeq and is a predicted model, not a curated record.
GACCAGACGGUGACGUCACCUCGCAGCUCGACGGACAGCUGGGAGCUCGCUGACGGUUUGUUUUGACCGCUCCUGCCGGGAUUCUUUCGCACAUCACGCCGACAGCGUCCGGCCUCCGCGCGGGGAUCCUGCGAAGAUGAAAUGGAUGUUUAAGGAGGACCAUUCCCUCGAGCACCGAUGUGUGGAGUCAGCCAAGAUACGCAACAAGUACCCCGACAGAGUCCNGGUGAUCGUGGAGAAGGUCUCCGGCUCCCAGAUCGUGGACAUCGACAAGAGGAAGUACCUGGUGCCCUCUGACAUCACCGUGGCCCAGUUCAUGUGGAUCAUCAGGAAGCGCAUCCAGCUGCCCUCGGAGAAGGCCAUCUUCCUGUUUGUGGACAAGACGGUGCCCCAGUCCAGCCUGACGAUGGGCCAGCUGUACGACAAGGAGACGGAGGAGGACGGCUUCCUGUACGUGGCCUACAGCGGGGAGAACACCUUUGGUUCCACAGCCUUUUAUACAACACAGGGUUAACACACACACACACACACACACACUGGUGCACCAUGUUUCCAAC